AUGGGCCCGGUUCGCCGUCCAUCGCCGAACCCUCAGCUACGAAAUGUGUCGCACAGGUACAAGGAGUUGAAGAAGCUGCUGAAGCCCCUCUCUUCCGAGCAGUCUCAAGAAAAUGGCGGACCGGAAGCUGGGGAGCAGGCACUCGGUCCCGCUGCCGAGCAUGACGAGGAGGUGUUCUUCAGCACCUUACGGGCUCAGAUGAAGGUGGUGGACAGGCAGUUCCAGAAGCAAGCCUGGGCCACCAUCACCGCUUUCGAGCGCUCCCAGUUCCGCAACCCCGCCCUCUGCUUCCUCUGCGUGUUUCGAUGGAGGACUGCUGACAAGAACUCCCGGCUGGCUCAGCAGGCCUAUUGGUGCAUGAAAUUCGCCAAGGCCAACGCCGUAGCGCUGCGGAAGAUCCUCAAGAAACACGACAAGGACUGGCUGUAUGAGCAGGGCCCCAAGCCCGCGGACACUCCGGAGGACGAGGCCGACCUGGCCUGCCCCAUCUGCCUGGAGGUGAUGUACAAGCCGGUGGGGCUGGUGUGCGGGCACAAGUUCUGCAAGCGCUGCGUGCUGGAGGCCGCGGGGUUCGGGCGCGCCAUGGGCACCUUCUCCUCCAUCGUCAGCCACGUGCCGCGGCGCAGCGUCUGCCCCGAGUGCCGCCAGCCCGACGUCUACCGCGGCGCGGUGUCGCUGCGCGAGGUGGGCAAGCUCAUCGCGGCGCGGCACCCGCAGGCGUGGGCCGAGCGCAGGCGCGAGGACCGCGAGCGCGAGCGCGCCGCUGCCGACCGAAUGCUCAACGAGACCAUGGACUCGUACCGGCCCGUCCUCCGCGCCUCCAGCGUCUACGAGCUCCUCUUCUGA
This is a messenger RNA of Auxenochlorella protothecoides, 846 nucleotides long. Its product is annotated as putative E3 ubiquitin-protein ligase BAH1-like protein. The record is from RefSeq and is a predicted model, not a curated record. Lineage: Eukaryota; Viridiplantae; Chlorophyta; Trebouxiophyceae; Chlorellales; Chlorellaceae. The transcript has 5 exons. The coding region runs from base 1 to 846 and encodes 281 amino acids.